GCUGAUGGUUGUAUUGUGUGAUUACAGACGGCUAUCGGGGCGAACGCCACCACUCUGCUGGGAAUACCCAUCGAGUUCCGCCACGUCUCAUUCAGCAUCGGCGGUUACGGAACCUUCCAGAACGUAAUAACACUCGCAAACAUCCUCAGACUCUUUAACCCUGAUCUUGUGGGUCCGGCUCGGAGCAGAACCGUGCACGGUACCCCGGCUCCGCUCAGUGAGACGGGUUUGAAUCUGGCCGUGUCGGGACACAACACCUUUAAUCUUCCUGGACAGACUCGGCAUUUGAUCGACACCCUGAAGACGUUAGAGGACAUUAACUUCGAUGAGGACUGGAAACUGCUGACGGUUCUCAUCGGCAUGAACGAUAUCUGUGAUUACUGCAAGGACAAGGUCGAGAGUUCCAGCUGCUCCACCCGUGAAACGUGUUUAGUGUGGACGUGUAACAGCGUAUUUAUAUCUUCGCUGUUCUCAGUGGAGAACUUCAUCCACUACAUGGCCACGUCCUUGGAGAUGCUGAUGAACGAGGUUCCUCGAAUGAUCGUGAACGUGGUUCAGAUUUUACCCAUGGAGACGCUGAGGGAGGUGCAGAAGCCCACGCCUGGCUGUCUACUCCAGAGGUCCUUCUGCUCGUGUCUGGUGAAGCCAGCCUCGGACUCUGCUGAGCUUAAAGAGCUGAUUGACAUCAACCUCCAGUUCCAGAAAGCUCUAGAGCAGCUUCUCCGUACUGACCGGUUCUAUAAACGCGACUUCGCUGUGGUUCUUCAGCCGUUUCUGAAAUACGCAGACCCUCCACGACUUCCUAACGGGAAGAUUGACAUGAGCUUCUUCACCCCGGACUGUUUCCACUUCACCAUUAAAGGACACGAAGAGCUGGCCAAGGGUCUCUGGAACAACAUGUUCCAGCCUGAAGGGGAGAAGUUUAUGGUUGAGAGUUUUUCGACCCCGAUUCAGCUCAUGUGUCCUCCUCCGGUAAAGCUUCUACUGUUUUACAAAUCUCAUCACCUUCUCUUCAAACUUCAUCCAUUUCCUGCUCAUUGUUUUUUUUAUUAUUUAUUCUCUUCUCUCUCUCUUUGUCUUCUGGUAUUUGAAAUCCAGGACCACCCGUACAUCUACACCAAGCCGAGUGCUGUGAGGAGUGACGCGUCUGUACCUGCAGGAGCUCGGCUCACCGCGCUCCUCUUCCGCUCCGCGCUCGUGUCGUUCCUUUUCUCCUGCUAGACGUGGACUCCUACUGAACCCUGCAGCAUGAAGCAUCAUAUCCCUUCCCCCUGCAGUACUGUACUAAUCCCCCAACAUUUUAUACCGUGAACCCUGAAAUAUCGGCAGUGACGUGCUAAGGCACCAAAAUCACGAGAAAAGACAUUGUUCAUAAAAGUAAUGGCACCCCUCUAAUACCAUGUCCAGCCACAAUUGGCCACUGUUUACAGAGUGCAGCUAUCUGAUCUCUCAGUUUAUCAUCAGAGCGUGCAUGCAGGGAUAAAGGAAGGAGGCUGGAUAAGUAGGCGGAGCCAGAUCAUGCAGGGAAACUCCCCCAUGAACGAUUUGCAUAUUAAUCUUUCCAAUAUAACAACAGUGUUCAAGAUUUUUUUUUUUCGAGUUCUUUCAUCAUGUCGGUCUGUUUUCAUUUCUUCGGUUGACAGUGUCCACCAUUACCCACAAUGCCGUUCGACUACCUGCUGGUGGGCUUUAGCUUCAUCUCUCGCUUCAUCUCUGCCUAGAGAAAGCGAUGCGGCGGCGCUUUAGUCUGCCAUCUGUACACUCUGCUCAAGUACAUCAGCUUCCAAAGCUUUCAUGCUGACACCGUCUCGGUCGGUAUCUCGUAGACGUCUCGCUAGCCGAGACGAGUCUCCGCGUCGUCCAGCUGCUUCGCGUUCUGAGCAAAACCCGACA
Messenger RNA from Ictalurus furcatus (blue catfish), 1893 nucleotides. RefSeq names its product phospholipase B1, membrane-associated-like. The record is from RefSeq and is a predicted model, not a curated record. Gene Ontology annotation, biological process: phospholipid metabolic process. Bases 361 to 1221 code for a protein of 286 amino acids. Gene Ontology annotation, cellular component: brush border membrane. The transcript has 11 exons. Lineage: Eukaryota; Metazoa; Chordata; Actinopteri; Siluriformes; Ictaluridae. Gene Ontology annotation, molecular function: phosphatidylcholine lysophospholipase A1 activity; retinyl-palmitate esterase activity; A2-type glycerophospholipase activity.